Messenger RNA from Ornithodoros turicata, 912 nucleotides. RefSeq lists its product as uncharacterized. The transcript has a single exon. Lineage: Eukaryota; Metazoa; Arthropoda; Arachnida; Ixodida; Argasidae. The record is from RefSeq and is a predicted model, not a curated record. Bases 1 to 912 code for a protein of 303 amino acids.
AUGGAACGUCUGAAGGUCAAGCGAGGAGCGCGACGUGGACAGUCAACGAGGAUUAUCAAUGAGGCGACGGCUGCCCUCGCAGACACGGGAACUACGGCACAUACGUACAAGUCACUGUUGGAGAGACUUCUUACGACCAGCAGAGAAAUCGGUCAACUGGACUCGGAGCUGGAAGCGUUGGUGGCGACUGAGAGCCUCGCUGAAGAGUACGCUGUGGUCCUGGAAUACGAGGAUCGCAUCGCUCACACGACAGCGCUGUUGAAGGCGAAGAUUGCGGAGUUAACGGAAGGUGACCGCAGACCUCCUGCGGCCUAUGCAGUAACCGAAGAGGGAACGAGAGGUAGGUCAAAGAGGAUAAAGCUACCCAAACUACAGCUACAGACCUUCCGUGGAGAUUUGGAUCGAUGGCUCCCUUUCUGGGAACAAUUCUGCGAAGCGGUGCACGAAAACGACGAUCUCACAAAAAGUGAGAAAUUUCAAUACCUGCGGACGCUCUUGUCUGGACCACCCGCUGCCGCUAUAGCUGGUCUGCAAGCUUCGGAAGCGUGCUACGAGGACGCUGUCAAGAUACUAACCCGUCGAUUUGGGGACCGGAAAAGGAUCACCCAGGACCACCUUGCGAAGCUCCGGACCCUCCCAGCGGUGACGUCACCAAGUGAUGUCAGAGGACUUCGACGACUGUACGAUCACACGCAGGCUCAUAUCCGUGGUUUGCGAGCGCUGGGAGUUGCCAACUCAGCGUACGCUGCUUUGCUGGUGGACAUACUUCUCAAGGCACUACCCAGCGACAUCACACUGGAGUACUAUCGCCGGUCAGCACGUGCAACAACAGCAGCCGCUGUUCAACAGGACAGUGCAUCGGGAGAUGGUCAAUGGUACAGCACGAGACCUCGUACACCGAAAAGGAGUUAG